Tetrapisispora phaffii CBS 4417 is the source of this 1854-nucleotide messenger RNA. It is a transcript of the gene MMS4, whose product is annotated as Mms4p. The coding region runs from base 1 to 1854 and encodes 617 amino acids. Lineage: Eukaryota; Fungi; Ascomycota; Saccharomycetes; Saccharomycetales; Saccharomycetaceae. Gene Ontology annotation, molecular function: DNA binding; nuclease activity. The record is from RefSeq and is a predicted model, not a curated record. The transcript has a single exon.
AUGCAAGAAAGUUCCAUUAAUUUUAUUGAAACCCACAAUGAUGGUGAAGCUCUAGAAAUAUACAGUAUCCACUCUAUUGAUUCCGAAAAGAGUAAUGAAAGCAAAGGUCUUGAGCAAAAUGGUGAUUUAAGAAAGGAUAACCAAAUUGGUGCAGGAGGGGAAAGUUCUCUUAUUAUUAUUGAAAAUAAUUCACUUGAAAUAGACGUCCCAUUUUUUGAAGAUGAUGCUAAUAAAAGAAAUUCGUCACAAGAAGGCAAACAAACAACUCGAGGUAAGACUCAGUUAAUUGAGUCACGAACAAUUCUUGAUAAAAUAUUGUCAAGUGACUCUAUCUCAUCAGCAAAUGACAGCAGUCUUGCAAAUUUUUACGGCAAUGAUAAUAAAAUAACCUCCCUGGUAAACCGCUGGAGGUCAACUAAAGAACCUUCGUUAAGUCAAAAUAAACAACAUCCAGAAGAAAUUGCCAAUUCAUCUACUAAAAAUUCACAAAAUAUUCUGAAAACCUUUCCUAUAUCCUCACCAAUCCAGCAUUCACAAGGAGAUUCACAAGAUAACCAAUCGGUGAAUGAGUUUGUAGAAAACAUUUCCCCAAAUAAGAAACAGUUAUUUGUGCCAUUGGAUACUACAAGUAUAGAGGAUAUUCAUGAUUUGGAAUUUUCUAAAAUAUUAAAUACUUCAACUUCAAAUGCAGUCUUAUCAACACCGCUUAAAGUAUCCAAUAAAGAUACAAUCAUAAAGUUUCCAGCAGCCAAUGUAGAUUUAAUCACGGGUCCACAAAAGGAGAAUCUCAAUCAAACCAUCAAAAGGAAAUCAUUAGAAAAUAAUUAUGACCAGUUAAAAUAUUAUAUCAGCAGAGGUAAAGAAUAUGACCCAGAUGAUUCUAAAUUCUUAAUAAGCAAGCACAUGAGAGAAAAUAAAAAAGCAUUCAAGGAAGUAAAUCAGAAUUACAGAGAUAAUAUAGAUGCUAGAUCUACUUUAAUAGUUGAGAUGUCAUCAAACCUAAUUAGACUUUUAUCUAGCAAAAUGGAUAAUUUCUCCGAUCACAUUAAACCAUCUACGCUUCAGUCUAGUUCUAAUGAUAAUAAUGAGCUGAUUAGGUUUCUAAGACGAUCGAAUAGUGAAUAUGAUUUUAGGAAUGACGUUUAUUAUCCAGCGGACUUCAAAAUAGUUGAAGAAAAUAUAUAUCUAUUAUACUACGAUGCAUUUGAAUUUUUUAAACAAUACAGUCAUAAUAAAUCUGCAUUAUUCCACCAAAUAAAGGAAUACACAAAAGCUGGAAAACAUGUCCUCUUAACCCUCUAUAAUCUGAAGAAUUUAAAAAAAGCCAUUCAAACGGUGGAGAAUAAUGAUUAUAUCACUAAAGUUCAAAAUCAACUUACUGGAUCCCCUUCCAAGCAAAACAAAAGAAAGAGAAUGAAAGUAAUUGAAGACCUUCAUAUGUCAUCUACAUCAAUAGAAAAAAGACUUCGGUAUAUUGAUCGACUAUGGGGUGUUAAGGUUCAUACGGUAAACUCACAUCUAGAAUUUAUUAACUCUUUACCAAAUCUGCUUUCAUUAGUAGGGAAACAAUAUAAUGAUUCGGCGAUAAAAUAUAUGAAAUAUGCCUAUUUGCAUGUUAAAUCAGCUAAAAAUAAAGAAGAUGUGUUAACGAAAAUCAUUCAUCAAGUUGGAAGAGUUCCAGAAUUAAAAGCAGAGAAUAUCACCAGAGCAUAUCCCACCUUCCAACAAUUACUAAAAGACUUUGAUGGAGGUAAAUUGAGAUCUGGUUCUGAUGGAAAAUAUCUCAUGACAGAAAAAAUUGAAAGCCGGUUAUAUAAAUUGUUUACAAGUGAUGAUCCUAAUGAAACAAUAUAA